Seriola dumerili (greater amberjack) is the source of this 2188-nucleotide messenger RNA. RefSeq names its product alpha tubulin acetyltransferase 1 (gene atat1). Gene Ontology annotation, cellular component: microtubule. Lineage: Eukaryota; Metazoa; Chordata; Actinopteri; Carangiformes; Carangidae. The transcript has 12 exons. The record is from RefSeq and is a predicted model, not a curated record. Gene Ontology annotation, molecular function: tubulin N-acetyltransferase activity. Bases 303 to 1598 code for a protein of 431 amino acids. Gene Ontology annotation, biological process: alpha-tubulin acetylation.
GUGACUCUCAACCAUAGACACAAUGGAGCUGCAGUGACAGUGUAAUUAGCGGGCGCCUGUUGUUGUAACUGCUACAGCAGCGUUGCUUAGUGUCAAUGUUGAAGUUUUGUUGUCUUCGGAUUGGUAGCAGCUAGCUGUUGUUUUUGCGCUAACCGUUCAGCUUGGUGAGUGAGAUAGCCCACAGCCCCGUUAGCCAGCCAGCCAGCCAGCUAGCUAGCUAAGCACCUGCUGGAACUCUGCUACUGGGGUUCGCUGCUAGAUCUUAGCAUAUAGCUGUCCAGCUAAUCAGGCUGAGUGCUAUUAUGGAGUUUCCUUUUGAUAUUAACCAGUUAUUCUCCGAGAGGGUCUCGAUUUUGGACCAGACUCUUGUUGCAGGUCGUAAAUCAGCAGGAAGGCCAGAUCUUCAAGCCCACAUAGCCACAGUUAUUGAUGAACUUGGGAGAGCCUCAGCAAAGGCCCAACAGCUCACAGCACCUAUAACCAGUGCUUCCAAGCUGCAGUCCCAGAGGCAUCAGCUCUACCUGCUGAAGGAUGGAGAGAGAAACGGAGGACGCGGUGUGGUUGUGGGAUUUCUCAAGGUCGGCUACAAGAAGUUAUUUCUGCUUGACCGACAGGGUGUGCACGUCGAGGCAGAGCCGUUGUGUGUUUUGGAUUUCUACAUAGCAGAGAACUUGCAGCGACACGGCUACGGAUUGGAGCUGUUUGAUUUCGUGUUGCAGCACAAGAAUUUAGAGCCGGUGCUGAUGGCGUAUGACAGACCCUCUCCCAAACUCCUGUCUUUCCUGGCGAAGCACUACUGCCUGACACAAAGUGUUCCACAGGUCAAUAACUUCGUGGUGUUUGAGGGCUUCUUCCUCAACAGAGAAGCUGCCCAACUGAGAAAGGUUCCCCUAAAAAAGCCGGACGGAGAGAUCAAACCCUACUCUAUAAUGGAGAGAGAAGUGGUACGUCAGGAGCAGAGGGCUCUUCCCUGGCCAUUUGCUCCUCCUCACUCCCCCCAGCGGUCGGUAUCCUCCCAGUGCUCCCACUCCCUCAGUGUGGGAUCCUCCCCCAGCAGGGUGCCCCUUCGAGCCGCCCCAACGUCUGCCCUUGGGGCCAACAGGGACCAGAGCCCACAGUCCCCUCUCGUAGAGCGCUGCAGGGCAAAACGCACCAGCCAACAGGGUCUAGUUGCCAGAUGCAGCCUGUACAGUCGGCACCUGGACAGCAGAGCUGUUGGACUGCUGGACUCACACCUGCUAGGUAUGAGACCAGUGGUGGAUCAGUCAUACGCACUGGGAUACACUGACACACACAGGUUGGCCAGUAUUCACACACCACUAAGCAGGUUCCAGCCUCCCUCAUCCAAGAAGGAUGGCCUCUGCAGCGAGACCUCCUUAAACAGCAGAGAGACACAGCUGGAUACAGAUGCUGAGGAGAUCAGUGUGUCGGACAGUCCACAGGGUCCAGCAGGGGGCAUGUUAUUAAACCAUAGACACCUGUUGGAGAAGGAAAGCGGCAGUAGCCUGCGAGGCUGGUCGUGGACUGUAGGAGAGCACUGCUACACCGCCCAGUGGGUGAAGCAGAAGCAGGAAUAUAGGAGCACCCGGCCCUGGUGACUGGGAGCUGGUUCUGUGACGAUCAUUCAAAGUUAUACUUUGUUUAAAUGUUUCUGCAAAAAAUUGAAGCUUGGCCAAGUGCGGAAAGCUUUCAUUUUUAAUCUUUGCUCAAGGGCCCAAUCUCUGCUUUGGAUACAUGCACUCCAAGUGUUGGUGGUUUUCUCCCUGGAGUAUUGUGAGUUCUGUCUUGGCUGGUCUCCAAGAUGAGUCAACCAUUUCCUCGCUACUAGUUGACUAAACUGAUGCUAGGAACCAAAUAUGGAGUGAUUUCACUACAAAAGCCAACAGCCAAACCACGAGCACGAGUUGGUCUGAAGCUACAUUAAAGCAGCAGCAUUGAAGAAGGAGGAGCAGUGACUUCUGCUGGUGGCUUAAGGUUCCAUGAUACAUCCAGUAGCUCUUGUGAGACAAUGCCAGUCAGGGGGGUGAAUUAGAGCUGAGAACAAGAUGCUGUGUAAAGAUUUCUGAACUUAUCCCAAACUGACCCAGAGUCUGAAACAAAAACAUUUAUUAAAGCCCUUAGUUUGCUUUAAACCAAGAGCUUGUCACUGUCUUGACAGGGGGAGUGGCUGUGUCGUCUGUUACAAGUA